Parastagonospora nodorum SN15 is the source of this 1680-nucleotide messenger RNA. RefSeq lists its product as hypothetical. Lineage: Eukaryota; Fungi; Ascomycota; Dothideomycetes; Pleosporales; Phaeosphaeriaceae. The transcript has 2 exons. The record is from RefSeq and is a predicted model, not a curated record. Gene Ontology annotation, biological process: phosphatidylinositol dephosphorylation. Gene Ontology annotation, molecular function: phosphatidylinositol-4,5-bisphosphate 5-phosphatase activity; protein binding. The coding region runs from base 1 to 1680 and encodes 559 amino acids.
AUGCCUAGGGGGCAUACCUUUUCUCUCGUUUCUGGUUCACAGUUGUGGGUUGCAUCGUCAAAAGAGAUCCGGGUCUUCAAGCGCUCUGAUGACAGCAAUUAUUUCAAGAGGAUGACACAAGAUCCGCUGUCGCAGGCAAACGUAGGCGAGGUGACCUCUGGGGCCAUCAUCAGCAGCCAGCCCGAUCGAGUGUAUUUUGGGCACACUGACGGCAAAGUUACGAUUUACUCCAAGAAAGAUUUCGUAUGUCUUGGCAUCAUCAACGUAAGUCUGUACAAGAUCAGUUCGCUUGUUGGCGUUGGCGACAAUCUGUGGGCUGGCUACAGCACGGGUAUGAUCUAUGUAUAUGACACCAAGAGCACCCCUUGGAAAGUGCUGAAGGACUGGAAAGCACACGACAAACCCAUCGCUGGGAUAUUGGCAGAUCGCACAAGUAUUUGGAAGCUAGACAGGUUUCAGGUCGCGUCACUAGGCACCGACACCAUGUUACGUAUAUGGGACGGCAUGCUGAAGAACGACUGGCUUGAAAACCUAAUGCAACAGCGCGACUCUGAAUAUUGUGAGUUCCGAGAGCUUACGGCAAGGGUUAUGACAUGGAAUGCUGGCGCGACAAAGCCUAACACAAUAAGAGGCACUGAGCAAGAUCGUAACUUUUUCCGGGAACUGCUGGAGCCGGAGAACCCACCAGAUAUCCUCGUCUUCGGGUUCCAGGAAUUGGUGGACUUGGAGAACAAGAAAAUCACUGCCAAAAGCUUUUUCAAGAAGAAGAAGAGCAAGGAAGACUCGGACAGUGAACACAUGUCGCAUCAGUAUCGUGCAUGGCGCGAUCAUCUCAUUCGUGUGCUCGACGAACACAGUCCGAAGCAGAAUUACGUGCUUCUUCACACCGCGAAUCUUGUCGGCCUCUUCACAUGCGUGUUUAUCAAGGCAUCAGAGCGUCCCAAUAUACGCGACAUUUGCGCAGCCGAGAUCAAACUUGGCUUUAGUGGACGAGUUGGCAACAAGGGCGCUCUCGUCGUCCGCUUCUUCAUCGACGAUUCAUCAUUGUGCUUUAUCAACUGCCAUCUUGCAGCUGGACAGACGCAAACAGUACAUCGCAACAACGAUGCGGCUUCCAUCAUGGAGCAGGCGCCUCUGCCGAAGAAUCGUUCACCUUCCGACUGCGAGAACUACUUUGUUGGUGGAGGCGAUGGCUCCAUGGUUCUCGACCAUGAAAUCUGCAUUCUCAACGGUGAUCUCAACUACCGCAUCGAUGCCAUGCCUCGAAACACGGUCAUCCAGGCUGUCAAAGAAGGGAACUUGCCAAAAUUGCUCGACCGUGAUCAACUGCUACUCUCACGCAAGCGCAACCCUGGCUUCCGAUUACGCGCUUUCAUCGAAGCGCCCAUCACCUUUGCCCCGACUUACAAAUACGACCCAGGGACUGACAACUACGACACGUCCGACAAACAGCGAUCACCCGCAUGGUGCGACCGUCUGCUCUACCGCGGCUUGGGUAGGAUCAAGCAAGUGGACUACCGUAGACACGACACCAUCAAAGUGUCGGACCAUCGACCCGUGAGCGGGAAGUUCAAGAUUCGCGUCAAGACAAUCAAUGCAAAAAAGCAAGACUCGACCAAAGACAAGGCUGAGGUGGAGUUCGAGGCUGUGCGACGGAGGAUAGCUGGAGAUAUCAAGUAA